Anthonomus grandis grandis is the source of this 5110-nucleotide messenger RNA. Its product is annotated as ATP-binding cassette subfamily C member 4-like. Gene Ontology annotation, biological process: transmembrane transport. Gene Ontology annotation, cellular component: membrane. Bases 282 to 4355 code for a protein of 1357 amino acids. Lineage: Eukaryota; Metazoa; Arthropoda; Insecta; Coleoptera; Curculionidae. Gene Ontology annotation, molecular function: ABC-type transporter activity; ATP binding; ATP hydrolysis activity. The record is from RefSeq and is a predicted model, not a curated record. The transcript is spliced from 18 exons.
UUUUACAUUUUCACUUCGGCCCUUGUGUAACUCGGUUCGACUUUUCCGAUCCUAGGGAAAUCCCAUUUUCUCUAUUUUUAGCCGCGGAUUGUGAGAGAAAUUGACUUAAUAGCAUAAUAUUUCGCUGUAAGCAAUCACGCACUUGCGGUGUGCAUAAUUUUUAUUAGGCGAACUCGCGUAAUUGCCUCGUUUCUUUCCAUAUCACACAUAAUAGUAUGUCUGUGCACCUUUAAAGCAAACCGGGCAGAUUUAUUGUCUAGCCUUACCUGAAAACCAGUGAAAUGGACACUAGUAAGAAGUUUGAUAACCCUAGUCCAGAAAUCAAAGCGAAUUUUUGCAAUAGAUUGUUUUUCUGCUGGGUUCUGCCAUUUUUCAAAACUGGAUAUAAAAAGGACUUGGAAGUUAAGGACAUUUACAACAGCACUAGCCCAGACCUCUCGGGGCCUUUAGGAGAUGCUUUGGAAAAGAAUUGGGAUGAAGAGGUGCAGAGAACGAGACAGUCUAAGAAGAAAAAGGGCGAGAAGCCCCGACUGAAGAGGGCUAUUUUUAAAACAUUUGCUAAAUCGUAUUUUUUUUAUGGCGGAUUCAUUUUUAUACAAAGUGUGGUGAUAAGAAUGUUAAUACCUAUUUUCCUAGCCUAUUACAUUCAAUUUUAUCAAAACCCCAGAGAAAGCUUUAAAGAUGUUAAACGCGGUUGGCUCCUAGGAGGAGCCGUAGUUGGCUUAUCGUUCACCAAAGUAAUUUUGGAACAUUACUGCAACAUGGGGGUACAAAGGAUCGGUAUGAGAGUGCGAGUAGCGGCUUGUUCCUUAAUAUACAGAAAGCUCUUGAGACUUAACCAAGCCUCCCUAGGUAAAACAGCGGCCGGGCAAUUAGUAAACCUCCUCUCGAACGACGUGAUUCGUUUCGACAUGAUUUCUUGGUUUUUACACUAUUUUUGGAUCACCCCGGUGCUUUUCGUUAUCGCUUUUUACAUUAUGUACACUUACGUGGGGUUGGCUGCAUUGCCUUCGAUGGGGGCGAUCACUAUACAAGCCGUUUUAGCUCAAGGUUAUUUAUCCAAGUUGCAAGGAAGACUUCGGGCGCGGAUCGCUCUUUUGACCGACAACAGGGUGAAACUCAUGAGCGAAAUCACUUCCGGCAUUCAAGUGAUUAAAAUGUACGCGUGGGAGAGGCCGUUUGAAAAAAUUGUGGAGCUUGCCAGAAAAUUAGAAAUCGAUAUAGUACAAAAAACGUCCUACAUAAAAGGGUUCUCGUUGGCUUUGAUGCUGUUUACCGAGCGAGCCACCCUGUAUAUUGCUGUGAUAACGUGGGUCUUAAUGGGCCCAUUAAACAAGGAUGGUUCUCCUGGUUCUAUUACAGGUGAAGUCGUAUUUUCUAUGGCUCAGCUUUUAAACACUGUACAGUUGUAUAUGGCGAUAUUCUUCCCGUUGGCACUGGCUACUUGGGAGGAGUGCAAAGUGUCCAUGAAGAGGAUCGAGGAUUUUCUUUCAUUGGAGGAAAAUGACGACUCGGAAUGCUUGGAAGGUGUAAAAGAAAACGCAGGUCUAAUUAACUUAAGCCACGCCACUGCCAGUUGGUUACCCAACCCUAUAGUAGAAACCCUUUUCGAUGUCAAUAUGGAGCUUAAGCCAGGCACCCUUUGCUGUGUGGUCGGACCUGUAGGGUCAGGAAAAAGCUCUCUUUUACAAGUGAUAUUAAAAGAAUUGCCGUUAAACAGUGGCUCUCUGAACGUAAUAGGAGAAGUAUCAUAUGCAUCCCAAGAGCCGUGGCUCUUCGUGUCGAGUGUACGACAAAACAUCCUCUUCGGAGUCCCGUACGUGAAAGAACGUUACAAAAUGGCGGUGCAGGCGUGCGCCCUAAAAAGGGACUUUGAACAAUUACCGCAUGGCGAUAGGACUCUGGUUGGGGAAAGGGGAGCAGCCCUAAGCGGAGGACAAAGGGCCAGAGUGGCUUUGGCCAGGGCGGUGUAUCGCGAAGCCGAUAUUUACUUGCUGGACGAUCCGUUAAGUGCGGUGGAUGCCCACGUGGCAAAACAUUUAUUCGAAGGAUGUAUUCGGGGUCAUUUGAGUGGGAAAACGAGGAUCCUGGUAACGCAUCAAGUGCAGUUCCUUAAAGGGGCGGAUUUGAUUGUUGUUAUGAAUAAUGGUAAAAUCGAGCAAAUGGGUUCUUACGAAAAACUCCAGGACGAAUUGGCAGCUCUGUCCAGGGAAAUCGAACAGCAGCAUCAAGUGCAUGCGGAAACGCACAAAAUUGAUCGGGAACAAACUCCAAAGGUUGAUGAUAGGGAUCGGGGAUUGUCGUUGGCUUUGCAGUCCAUUGCUUCGUUGGCUAGUUGGGAUGAACCGGAAGAAACCGACGAGCUGUUAGAAAGAGGCGCACUAAAGACCUCGACUUACGUUGAAUAUUACAAGUCGGGCUCUUCCAUAUGUGUGUUGAUCAUUUUGAUAUUGUUGUUCAUCAUUGCUCAGGUUUCGUGUAAUGCCGCUGACAUGUGGAUCACUUAUUGGACGACCGAGGAAGACAACAAGCGUCAACAAAAUCACACAAACCCGUCCAAUUUCACUUCUACUUCAGCAAGUACAACUGAAAUAAUCGAAAACACAACUUAUAGCGUCUAUAAUAACUCAUUGAACAUCGAGCCUAUUUAUGCAACCGGUUUGGAUAACACCAGCUAUAUUUACAUCUAUACUAUCCUCAUAUUUUCUUCCAUUAUUUUAACUACUGCAAGGUCAAGUUUAUUCAUGAAAGUGUGCAUGAACGCCUCCAAAGCGCUACACAACAAGAUGUUCAACUGCAUCCUCAAGGCCCCCAUGAAAUUCUUCGACACAAACCCCUCCGGUAGAAUCUUAAAUCGGUUCUCCAAAGAUAUGGGAGCGGUGGACGAAGUUUUACCGAAAGUCGUAUUGGAAACGUUACAAAUAUUCUUCAUUAUGGUGGGCAUAUUGGCCAUGGUGUUCAUCAAAAGUCCCUACAUGAUAAUACCGGCGGUUAUAUUGGGAAGCAUCUUCUGGUACGCCCGGGUGAUUUAUUUAAAGUCCGGACAGGACAUCAAGAGGUUAGAGGGGGCCACUAGGGCUCCGGUGUUUUCUCACGUGUCCGCCAGUUUAUACGGUUUGCCCACCAUUAGGGCUUUUAAGGCGCAAAGUUUGAUUGUGAAGGAAUUUGACACGCUACAGGAUCAGCAUACCGGUACGUGGUUUUUGUUCGGUGCUACCAGUGAAUCUUUAGGGUUUUACUUGGAUGUGAUAAGUACGAUAUUUUUGGCCUUUACUACUUUCCAGUUUCUAUUGGUUGGCAAUGAGGAGCUGAAAGCUGCCGAUGUUGGUCUGGUUAUUUCGCAAACUUUAGCGUUAACUGGUAUGUUACAAUACGGAGUCCGUCAAUCGGCCGAAGUUUCCUCAACGAUGACGAGCGUAGAACGCGUGUUACAAUACACGAAACUGGACUACGAGGGGCCGUGGGAACCUUUGCCGGGCGAUAGGCCGCCCCUCGAUUGGCCCCAAAAGGGCCGAGUAACGUUCACGCACGCCUUCUUGCGUUACUCGAGCGAGAGUCCGCCCUCCAUAAGAGAUUUAAAUGUGGAAUUCAAACCGGGUGAGAAGAUCGGCGUGGUAGGCAGGACCGGAGCUGGUAAGUCGUCACUGGUCGCGACUUUAUUCCGGCUGGCUCAAGUUGACGGGGUGGUCGCAAUAGACGGGAUAGACACCGCCAAAGUGGGAUUGAGGAUCCUUAGAACUGCCAUCUCAAUUAUUCCGCAAGUGCCUAUAUUGUUUUCUGCUACUUUAAGAUACAACUUGGACCCAUUCGAAAAAUGCUCAGACGAACAACUAUGGAAAGCCUUGGAACGUGUCGAGCUAAAACAAAACGGCGUCAGUUUAGACACACCGGUAAGCGAGGGCGGGGGAAACUUCAGUGCCGGCCAGAGACAACUCAUAUGUCUCGCACGUGCCAUAGUCCGUAACAAUAAAGUCCUGGUGAUGGACGAGGCGACGGCCAACGUGGACAGACAAACGGACUCGCUCAUCCAGAAAACGAUCCGGGAAGCUUUCAAAGACUGCACGGUGAUCACGAUCGCCCAUAGGUUGAACACUAUCGCGGACUACGAUAAGGUGUUGGUGAUGGACGCGGGUAAAGCGGUUGAGUUUGCUCCCCCGCACGAACUUUUGGAGAACCCUAACGGUUAUUUUGCUAAAAUGGUCGCGCAAACUGGACCGGUUAUGGAAGGGAAGUUGAAGGAGAUCGCUAGGGAAGCUUAUGAGAGGAUGAAACAGUCGGAUGGUGUUACAAAAGAAGAAGAAACCACCGAGCUGAUAGUACAAAACGGCAAUACAACCGAAAAAAAGGAUCAAUAGUUGGACUGUACCAUAAAAACAAAGAAAAAAUGUGAUGUAAUAUUAAGGUUGUCCUACAGCGCAGACCAAACUUUAUAUAUACACUAACGUUUUUAUAAUAAUUAUUUAUUUCAUUAUCAGGGUCGUUGGAAGCUAUUCCAAAUAUAGAUUUUAUUUUAACGUAUCUAUUGCUUAUUGUAUUUAAUUGGUAUUAAGGCGCGAAUACGCAAUUUAUUGCCUUAUAUGCAUAUCUAUACAAAUAUUUUUUUGUAUGAAAAACCAACACGUUUUCUUAGUAUUUUUUAUCACUAUUUAAUGUCAGUAUCUAUGAUUAUAUUCACGUGGUGCCAUAUUAACACGUAAAGUAUUAUGAUUAAAGUAAAUAUUUACGCUUUUGCUAUGUAAAUUCGCUCGAAUAUCGAACCACUUUCUACCAUAUUUUGUGGUCAGUACUUAAAUAUAAUUAUUUACUUCUAUCUAAGCAGGAACUUCUUAGGUGCUCCUUAAGGCAAAUACUUUCUUUAUUAUUAACCAAUUUUAGUGUCUCAUAACUUGGGAUUAAUUUAAUGUAAUACUAUACUAUACUUUAUGUCUUUUUAGGUUAAGUAGGUCAAUUUUUAUGUAAGUAGAUAUACUCUCGAAAUAUCUUGGUAUAUUUUUUAUUUGGUUUUCAGUAAGUAUUAAGUGUAACCUCAUUUUUUUUUUUAAUAUUUAUUUACAGAUAAUAGUUUUGCAUUGUAAGACACCUGCGCUAAAUAUAAAACAUAUAUAUUUUC